Arvicola amphibius (Eurasian water vole) is the source of this 5738-nucleotide messenger RNA. It is a transcript of the gene Slc38a9, whose product is annotated as solute carrier family 38 member 9. Lineage: Eukaryota; Metazoa; Chordata; Mammalia; Rodentia; Cricetidae. Gene Ontology annotation, biological process: amino acid transmembrane transport. Gene Ontology annotation, molecular function: amino acid transmembrane transporter activity. The record is from RefSeq and is a predicted model, not a curated record. Bases 181 to 1773 code for a protein of 530 amino acids. The transcript has 15 exons.
GUGCUUAGAACCUGCGAAAAAUGGCAGAUGUGGAUAGUGAUUCUAGGCAUCUUAUCUCUGAGGUAGACAAUGAAGUAAAUCCUGGACCUAUGAAUAUCCAGUUUGAUUCAUCGGACCUGAGAUCUAAAAGUGGGACCAGAUGAACUCCGUGUCAAAUGCAAGCGACACUUGGCCAGUCAGAUGAAAGUGUUCAAAGGAGAGAGGCCUUUCUAUAUAGAGCCUACAAACAUCGUCAAUGUGAAUGAUGUCAUUCAGAGGGUUAGUGACCAUGCCUCUGCUAUGAACAAGCGGAUUCAUUACUACAGCCGGCUCACCACUCCUGCAGACAAAGCACUGAUUGCUCCAGACCACGUAGUCCCAGCUCCAGAGGAAUGCUAUGUGUACAGUCCAUUGGGCUCUGCCUAUAAACUCCAGAGUUACACUGAAGGCUAUGGUAAAAACACCAGCCUAGUAACGAUUUUUAUGAUCUGGAAUACCAUGAUGGGAACAUCUAUACUAAGUAUUCCUUGGGGUAUAAAACAGGCUGGAUUUACUACUGGAAUGUGUGUCAUCGUGCUGAUGGGCCUUCUAACACUUUAUUGCUGCUAUAGAGUGGUAAAAUCACGGAGCAUGAUAUGUACAUCGGACACAACUACUUGGGAAUAUCCAGAUGUCUGCAAACAUUAUUUUGGCUCCUUUGGGCAAUGGUCAAGUCUCCUUUUUUCCUUAGUGUCUCUCAUUGGAGCAAUGAUAGUUUAUUGGGUGCUUAUGUCUAAUUUUCUUUUUAAUACUGGAAAGUUUAUUUUCAAUUUCAUUCAUCACAUUAAUGACACCGACACUAUACUGAGAACCAAUGACAGCAACCCUGUGAUUUGCCCAAGCGCUGGGAGCAGUGGCCACCCUGACAACAGCUCCAUGGUUUUCUACAAUGACACACAAGUCCAGCAGUUUGAGAAGUGGUGGGAUAAGUCCAAAACAGUGCCGUUCUACCUCAUAGGGCUCCUCCUGCCACUGCUCAAUUUCAAGUCUCCUUCGUUUUUUUCCAAAUUUAAUAUCCUAGGCACAGUAUCCGUCCUCUAUUUGAUUGUCCUUGUUACCUUGAAGGCUAUUCGCUUAGGAUUCCAUCUGGAAUUUCACUGGUUUGUGCCAACAGAAUUUUUUGUACCAGAGAUAAGAUUUGAGUUUCCACAGCUGACCGGAGUGCUUACUCUUGCUUUCUUUAUCCACAAUUGUAUUAUCACACUCUUGAAAAACAACAAGAACCAAGAAAAUAAUGUGAGAGACCUGUGCAUUGCUUAUAUGCUGGUGACAUUGACUUAUCUCUAUAUUGGUUUCCUGGUUUUUGCCUCAUUUCCUUCACCUCCAUUAUCCAAAGAUUGUAUUGAGCAGAACUUCUUAGACAACUUCCCUAGCGGUGACACCCUGUCCUUCAUUGCAAGGAUAUUCCUGCUGUUCCAGAUGAUGACCGUCUACCCACUCUUAGGCUACUUGGCCCGUGUUCAGCUCUUGGGCCACAUCUUCGGUGACGUUUAUCCUAGCAUUUUCCAUGUGCUGAUUCUUAAUUUAAUUAUUGUGGGAGCUGGAGUGACCAUGGCCUGUUUCUACCCAAACAUAGGCGGGAUCAUAAGGUACUCGGGAGCAGCAUGCGGCCUGGCUUUCGUGUUCAUAUACCCUUCUCUCAUCUACAUAAUUUCCCUCCGCCAAGAAGAGCGGCUGACAUUGCCUAAAUUAGUCUUUCACGUUUUCAUCAUGAUUUUGGGCCUGGCGAACCUGUUUGCUCAGUUUUUCAUGUGAAAACUGUUUUCCCGCCAUUUCUCAUGGUAUUCUGAACCUUGGCAACGGUUCUGCAUAAAAGAACUUGAAAAUGCUGUCGUUGCUGUAAUUCUAAGUGUUUUCUCAGAUAACUGAAAGCAGGGGAGAUGAUGGUCUGCUGAUGACUGUUUUUGUACUGGAGCAGAGAGGGAUGAUGCGGAUGGUCUGAACCCUUUGCCUUUCUUUGGACCCCAUCCCAUGCAUCCAAGUAGAAAUAUAGAAGGAAUCACAGUGGUUUUUUUGUUGAUAAGUAUAAGGUAGGUGGAUGUGUUUUGCCUACAGCUAGGAAUCUCAGGGGUUGGGUCCAGGUGGCAUGUUGCCAGACCCUGUUUCUGUUGCAGGGUCCUCUCAUCCACUUUCUCACUUGCUGGACCAUUUCUUCAGUUUACCCAAACCGCUGCUGUUUCGAACAGUAAAACAAAUACCUCAUUUUAAAAGAAGUUUCCAUGGCAUCAUUAUUAGUUGAAUGAAUUCCUAACUAAAUACUUUAUCUGAAGAACAACAACAACAAAAUGUCAAUGGUAUCAGUCCAUCAGAAGACGCCUGUAAAGUAAGCCCAGUGGGUAGCUGGUGGGGACAAGAGGACCAGGGUUUGUGUCACCCUCAGUUUCAUGGCCAGUGUGAAACCAGCCUAACUAUGUAAAACCUUGUCUCAAAACACCAAGAGAAAAAAAAAAAGAGAAAACAUGUGUCAGAAACCUGUGCAGAGGUGGUUGCUGUCUGACUCGUAAUUCUAAUCCAGUUCCAGUGACCUAGAUUGAGAUUGCAGUUCCCAAGCCAGAUCUUACACAUGAACAAAAGCAGUUGUCCUCACAGACCCCAGGGACUCUUCUCGUGUCCCUGAGCAUUGCAUGGACUGUCAUGAAGCCUAAUGAAGAAAGCGUGAGCAGAGAGGGGCAGCAUGUGAGGCCCUUCAGAAGAACAAGGGAAUAGCUAGAAAGGGUGGGACUCCGCCCAGGAUAUCCUGAGUCAUUCUGGUUCAGGUGUGACCUCCAGGGGCCGACACCAUCUACCAUUCCUCUAGUGGGAAGGGAAGAAUGUUGUCUCCACAAGAAAAACUUCUGUCUGACAAGAAGAUUGAGAAAGAAACCCAGGUUCUAGAGUUAACACUCUUCCCAUUUCCCUUCUGACCUGAAAGCUGAACUAGAAUCCAGAUGUCUGUCUUCCAUGUAACACGGUCUGUGCUCCACCCAAAACUACUAACAUUUAGAGCGCUCUAAUUUGGGACUAAAUUGUUAAAAAUGUAUCAUAAUUCCGCUUCCCAGGAGUGUGCAGAUUGUGUCACGUCCGUCCUUUGGGGAAAGCAGGUGAAAUGGUUUCUGUAAGCCUAGUUAGGAGCUCUAGAUUUAAGGCCAGCUUUGAUUUCUUUCAGCAUGGCUUAUGUCCUGUUGGAGUUACAGGUCUAUGUUUAUAAGAAGCUGUCAUUCCCAACACUUUUUAAAGUCUCAUUAUGAGAACUGUCAGGCACAUACACAGGUAGAAUAAUAUGGAAAACUCCGUCCAUGCAUCCCCGGGUCUAGUAAUUAUAGACUUAGUUGAAUUUGCUUCACCUGCUCCUUCCCGCUUUUUUUCUUUUCUGCCAUAUUUAAAAACCAGUCUCAGACAUUAUGUCAUUUCAUUUCUGCAAACCUUAAUAUCCAGCUAAUAGCCCGAACUUUGAACCUAGUCCCAUUUAUCAUGGAGCCAGUCUCCAAAGUGCUGGUUAGCAGAAAGGGCUGCAGAAGCCAUGUUGAGGGGAAGAGCCUUUAUGCUUGAGACCCUCUGGACCAUCUGACUGCAGACUUCCUUUGUUCAGAGGCAUUUGCGUCAAAGCUGGGUGCUUUGAGAGAUGUUCCUACUUAAUCUGUAUAUGUUCUUGGUAGUUUCUUUUCUCUUUGAGAACUUUAGAAACAACCGUCAUUGCUUUUUCCACAAAGGCAUUCCUGAAUGCUUUAACACAUCAAAGAUGUGCUAUGCUUUAGCAAUCAAGGGUGAUGGGAUGUGUUUUUGCCUAUUUCAUAGAUAAAAGGAAUAUGGCAGGGGAUGCUACUCUCUGGACAAAAAAGAAUGUGGAUUUAUGCUUUUGUUUUCUUAAAGAGAUUUGAUCAUUUAGACCUCCUAAUGCCCUGUUAGAGGAGCCAGAUGGCUUUGUCUCCUCAGUCUCUUUCGGAGACUCCUUUGGCCUGUCACUUGAGUCAGACUCAUGAGUGCAGGUGUCCUGGCUCCUGUCGAGAAUGACACGAUAGGAACUCACACGCAGUUAAUCUGACUUGCUCUCUCUCCUCUCUUGAACUGUCUAAUUAAACUGCUUUCACUUUUUGCUCUGAUGUGGUCAGCCUUUGGAUUUAGCUUCUUUAACACACAGCUGAGGACACUAAGAUUUAGAAGGAAUUGUUUCGAAGGGUCUUCCUGAGAAAUCCUAUGGAUGUAUUUGGUCUAUGCAGGAAGGAGAAAAAAAUGGGGAUAAGAUUUAUACCUGUGGGUGAUGGUGCAGUCAUUGCCAUCAGCACACUCCAAAACUGUGUUUGGAAUGAGGAGUAAAUGCGCCUGCUGGAAGCUACUGUCGUAAAGGGAAAUGGUCCAUUUACAUCAAAUGUGUUUUCUAAGCCCUAUGCAGCUGUUGACUGUAGCAGUGGGCUUGUUUUCUGCUUCUACUUGAAACUCACCACGAAAAUGUUUGUGUGUUUUAAUUGUUGUUCCCAAAAUUAUUCUGUGUAAAUAAUUGAACAGUCAGUAAUAUUUAUGACUUUGGAGGAGCUAAAGCCAUGUCUUAAAGCAUGCAUCUUCAAGGGGCUUUUAGUCUAGGGAAGAAAGAGAGCUCACCAGCACGCGGGGAUAGUGGGACUGUUGGAGCAGCGUGACAUUCUGGGGAGGGACUGUCCAGAGGCAGGGGAUCCAUUUCCAGUUUCCUCCUACUCCCCAAAGUUAUGCUCACUGUGUUCACCAGCUAAUAGAAUGAUGUGUUCCAUGUAUUUGAUUUAUUAGGGCAAGUUUUCUCUAAAACUUAUUUUGUGACAUUUACUUGCUUCUUUUUGCAUUAUUUUUUUCUUCUUUAUUAUCAUUAAAGUAUUUAACUCCUAUGGCUCUUGGGCAGAAAGCAAAAUUAAUAUGAGAUGUAAUUAGUAAUACACUGGGUGCUACAGACAGAGUCUAUAAUCUUCAAAUGUUUAAUUUCUUUAAUAUGAAUAUUCAAAAUGUCAAAUGUUUACAUUCAUUGAUGUGAUAGUAUUCUGCUUUGUUUCUGUUACCGUGAUAAAAUACUAUGGCCUGAAGCAAGAGUCUGUUUGGCUUACAGUUCCAAAGAGGGAGUCCGUGUGGUCAGGACGGCAUGGGAGGAGUAACAGAGCAGGGCUGGCAAAUCACAUUUCCUCUGCACGUAGAGACCAAGAGUGCAAACACUGAGUGAGUGGGGAGAGGUGGAAACUCACAGCCCACCCCACCCCACCCAGUGACGCCCUUCCUCUAGCAGAACUCCAGUUCUAAGUUUCAGGACUUCCCCACACAGUGGGUCCCCAGACCAGCUGAAGACCCAGUGUCCAGACCCAUAAGCCCAUGGGGAGAUUUCUCACCGAGACCCCAGAGGUGAUAAUAGCAGAGAAUACGGUGCUGCGUGUUUUCCUUACCCAGUAUUAACAUCUUGCUUUUUAGAAGUCGGUGGUGAUUUGGGUUUUGUUUUUAACUUGACUUCAUACCAACUUGAAUGUCCAAAAACAAAUCCAAGUUCUAGCUGGUGCCUAACCGUGGUGUGUCACUAGACUGUGAUCCAAAGUGAAACGAACCCCCGAUGUCACACGCACUGACUGGGCUGACCUCGCUUUCACAGUGGCCGCCAGCCUCACUUAAGAUUGUAUAAACACGUAUUGUAAAACAGCUCUGAUAGGAACCUCAGAAUCCAAACAGUGUUCUCUGAUAUGAUUUGUCUUUUUAUAGAAAAAAGGAGAUUAAAUCAGAAUUAUUUUGGAAACAAG